AUGGAGGUGGCAAACGACAUGCUCAACCUUGGAGAAGACAUGCCUGAUCCGAAGAUCGUUGAGAAGAUUCUCAGAACACUCUUUGAGAAAUUCACAUACAUCGUAUGUGCUAUUGAAGAAUCAAAGGACAUCAGGAGCAUGACAAUGGAUGGUUUGCAGAGUUCUCUGAGGGUUCAUGAGCAGAACAUGAUUCGACAUGAUGGAGAAGAGAGAGUUCUGAAGGUCGAAGGUCAAUGGAGAUUAAGCAAUUUCAGAGGUCGAGGAGGAUACCCAGCCAGAGGAAGAGGCAGAGGUGGUUAUCAAGGAAGAGGUCGCAGUAAUGUUAACAAGGAAAAUGUGGAGUGCUUCAAAUGUCACAAGAUGGGACACUACAAGUCGGAAUGUCCUGUGUAG
This is a messenger RNA of Camelina sativa (false flax), 393 nucleotides long. NCBI's taxonomy places the organism in Eukaryota, Viridiplantae, Streptophyta, Magnoliopsida, Brassicales, Brassicaceae. The record is from RefSeq and is a predicted model, not a curated record.